AGAAUAUUAAACAAUGAAAAAAUUCACUUUAUCUUAUUUAGUCGAUAGUGAUUCAAAUAAAAGUGUGAACAGUUUAGCUAAUAUUUCCAAUUCAAAUAUUGAAAUGGAUUUGCCAAAAAUUACAGAAUUGCAUAUCAUUAUUAAAGAUUUAAAUAAACAGACAACGCUAAAAGUGAUUGGAGAUGCAAUUAUUUUAGAUAUUAAAAAGAAACUUUUAUUCACUCUUGGUGAUUUAUUAACUGAUUCACAAAAUAUGGGUUUACACCUACCUGAUGAACCAAGUCGUAAAGGGAAAUUCCUAGAAGAAGAGCGUCUUCUAUCGGAGUAUAUUAGUGGGAAAACGAUUAUCAGUUUAGAGUUUAUUUACAAACGUCGAACAAUUCCACCAUUUUAUAUGUCACCAACAUUAUUGAGUAAACUCUCGAAGAACUUCAUCAAAACAUUUUUUCGUUACGUAUCUCGUGGAGAAUGUCAAAAAGUAGAGAAAUUACUGUCUAAAGGAUUUGAUCCAAAUAUACACUGUCCAAAGACUGGAGAAACUCCAUUGACUAUAGCUGUUACACGAUCAAAACCUCAUGAAAUGAUAUCAACAUUAAUCUCCGGUGGCGCACAUCGUGAUUUUUAUUCACUGGCUGGUUAUACACCAUUACAUAAAGCUGUAACCGUUGGAAAUUUUGAAGGGGUCAAGACAUUGCUGGACUUCGGGCAAUCACCGAAUUGCUUAGAUAGAUAUGGUUUGACUCCAUUGUAUUAUAAUAUACUUUAUGAUCCGGAUACGAAAAUAUGUCAUAGUUUACUGUAUGAACAUUCAAAAAUUGGCAUCAUUGAUAAAGAUGGGUUACAAGAAAUACAUCAGGCUACACGUUUAAAUCGUGUUGAACAAAUAAAUUUAUUAUUAAUGUAUGGAGCUGAUGUAAAUGCACGGUGUAAACGUCCAAAAGAAAUGAUUAAAAACAACUUAACUCUUUCUAUACGUCCACAGUCAGUUGAUGGUGAUACACCAUUACAUGUCGCAGCAAAUCAUAAUCAGCGUGCAGCUGUUUUACGUCUGUUAUCUUGGGGAGCUGAUCCAACCCUACUCAAUGCUGAAAAUAUGACACCUAUACAAGUAGCACAGAAUAGUGGAAAUUUAGAAUUAGCUGAUUUAAUUAAAUUAUUUAGAGGUAGAAAAGAAUCUGGUGAUAUAUUUCUUCCAACACCCACGUAUAAUCCCCAUAGACGUGUAAGACAACCUCCACCUAAUUCUUACAUUACUGAACCAUCCAUUUUGCAAACUUGUACUCCAAAUGAUAUAAAUGAAAGUCACCUAAGUUAUCAGCAAUUAAAUAGUACUAACAACAAUAAUAAUCAUUUAUUAAAAAACUCAAACAAAGAUUCAGCUGAUUUUAAUAUCACUGAAAAAAGUGCUACGUGUACAAGUUCAUAUAUGACAACAUCAUCAACUAGACCAAUCGAUUCCAAACCAAUACAACGUGCAGUUUCGUUAUGUGAAUUAAUUCAAUCAAAUCCAUCUGAUAUAGCAACAGGAUCAACAACAAAAUGGAAUGGUGCAUGGGAUUUAGGUCCAAAUGGAUUCUAUAGUCCGUGUUAUGAUGUGAAUGCUAUAUCAAAUCAGACAUAUUGUGAAAUGCCUAAAUAUGAGAAUGGUACGAAUAUAGCUGGAACAUUAACACGGCCAGUGAAAUUAAAGCAAAAAUCUAAAGAUAUGUCCGUAUCAAAAUCUCGAACGGAUGUUUUUACAUCAAAUCUUCAUUGUCGACAACAACAACAACAACUUCAAAGACAACAGUGCCCCAUAAUGCUAGGGUCUGCAAAUAGAAAUCCGUCAAAAGAACGAACAAUAUCACGGGGUCAACAAACGGAUGUUUUAUAUGAUUUUAUCACACAUGAAAACAAAGGAUUCCAACGUGAAGGCAGUCAAACAGAUAGUGGUAUAAGUAAUUCGUCAUGUCGACCGAAUACAUUUGGUUCUUUGAAUCGAAAACACAAUAAUAACAUUCAUCAUGAUCAAAGUGAUAAAUACCAGGAUGGAGUUUUGUCUUCAUAUGAAAAUUUCGGUCAAGGGAAUAUAAAAGAUCCAGCACAUUUUCAAUCUAUUCAAUUUUCAAGAGAUUUAUCAAGUAAUAAUAAUAAUAAUUGUGUAAAUAAACUUAAUCAACAAACAAAUAAUAUCAAAUCAGUUCAUGUUAAUAUAUGUGAUUCAAGACAUUUACGACGAUCAUCUACAUUACAUGAACAUUUAGAUAUGAAACAUUCAACCAAUUCAAAAGACAAUAUACGUACAGUUAUUUUAGAAAGAUAUUCUUAUUCAUCUAAUGGUAUUGAUAAAAAUGAACGUUCUUCAUUUGGUUUAUCAAUUCGUACAGUGAAAAAUUCGUCAGUGAUAGCUGAAUUUACACCAACAACAAAUAAGCCAAGUUUACAAACUGUUAAACGUGUUGUACCAGAUAGUCCAGCCGAAAAAGCUGGUGUUAAAGUUGGCGAUUUCGUCCUGAAAAUUAAUGGUGCUGAUGUUACAAAAGCUUCUUUGAAUCAAGUAGUUGAUUUGUUGUCCAGUACAUCUGGAGAUAAAGUUUCAUUAACAUUACUUUCACCAAAAUGCAUGACACCUUCUGUAUUGAUCAAUAACAGUGAUAGUAUUCAUCGUACUAAUGAUGAAAAUGAUGGAGAUGGUUGCGUUGAGCAUUAUGUGAUUACAAGAAAAUCCAGCGAUGGCAAUUCAAUAAAUUUAAUUAAUAAAAUGAUUUUACCAACACAAUCUGUUAAAUGUAAUCAAACAGUGAGAAGUACAAAGCAAGCUAGACAUUCAACUAUUUCACCGACUUCAUCUGAGCGAAGUUCUGACAGAACAUAUAAAUCUUCACUGAACGAGAAUUCUUGUUUAACAGAUGAGGGUGUAUAUUGUCAGUCACUCUGUACCAGUUCGAACGUAUCCGGACGUAGUUCUUCAAGUAGCCGACUUAUUACAAAUUCAAAUCCAAUACAACAAUCUUAUAUGCCAAAUAACAAGCAACCAUCUGAUGCAUCAACUCAUAGAGUACGAUUUCAAGGAUUGCCACGAUCACAAACAACAAAUGGUAUUUCUGAUAUUUGUCACGAUAAAUCUGGAAAUUCCAUGAUAAAUUCAUUAUACUUUCCUCGCCAUCCAAGAUUUCAACGUGUUGGUUCAAAUGAAUCUCAGAACUCUUCACAUUCUCAAACUUAUUAUACACAAAUGCCUAGGCAACAAAAUGGUGAUUUACAUAUAGUUGAUGAAAGAUUACAUAAACAUUUUAGCAGUGAUUAUCCAGCCAGUGUAACACGUGGAAUCUCAACAAAGCAAUCACCUUUACUACGUUCAUAUUUUACACCGGAACAACAGAAUUUAUCCAUUAUAACAGGUAAACCAUCACAUCUCAUUAGACGACCGAUAUCAUUGAACCCGGAGACAAGAAAGAAAAGUAUCAAUUAUCUAUCGGACAAUGAAUCACCAUCUACGAUACAAACAUCAUUAACAACAACAACUACUACUACAGAAACAAUAAAUAAUACAAUUACAAGAACAUCGAUCAGAGAUGAAUCAAGAUUAUCAAUUAGAGGAAGUUCUCCGACCAAUUCAGAAUUUUUACUGCCACCACCUGCUGAAUUUUCUAAUUAAUUUAGUGCGAAUAUCUUUCUGUCAGCCUUUUCUUACAUAAUGCUUUUAAAAAAUCUGUCAAAUUUAUUACACACAAUUAAUAUAUAGGCACAUAUCAGCACAGUAUCUUAUGUAAGUCAUCAACACUGUUGUUGUUAUUGUUACUAUUGUAGUCAAUGUAGUCUUUAUUAUUAAUAUCCAUUAAAGAAUUAUUGUACAGCUGUGAUAAAAAUUUGAGUUUACUUAAUUCUUCAUAAUAACUUUAUUUAUUAGAUACCAUUAGUUGAUUGUUCAUUAAAUUUGAAAAAUGGACUGACUUCAAUAGAACUUUUUCUUUUACAUUUGUAACCAAUUGACUAAAACAAAAUUUAAAUUUGUGAAUUAGUAAAUUUGUAGAUCAUAAGAUUCAAUAUUUAAAUAAAGCCAAUAAAAAUUGUUUUGCUAAAACACAAUCAGUUCCUUUCUUUUUGUUUUUGUUUUUCAUUCAUUUUUAAUGGAAAUUAAUUAACAUUUUUUGACUUUCUUCAAAAUGCUCCACUGCUUAUUUAAAUCAAAUAGAGUCAUUAUCAUUUGUGAUAAUCUGACUAGAACAUAUACACUGAAUGUAUUAUUUCUGCAAAUAUAAUGCCAUGAUUAUUCACUCGAUUAUUCAAGAUUUGAGCUACGUAUUACCACACUGUUGUUAGUUAUAACUUUAUUUGUCCAUUUCUUAUGCUCCAUUGUUUUGAUUCUAUUGACCUUUUCUGACAUUCGAUCGAUUUAUAUGUUUAUCAUUUUUUUCUUUCUUCUUUCCAAGUAUUAUCUUCUUUUUUAAACACAUUAUCUUAGUGUAACAUCUCAUCUUUCAAAAUGUGAAUGAGCAAGCAUGUGUUUCGCUUUUCCCAGCCAGAUAUGACUUAUUUAUGCUCAACUUUUCCUUGUACGAUUUAUUUGUUUGUAUAAAAGCACAUUUUUCUUAAUAACACGUAUUGUGUAUUAUUUUUCAACAAGAAUCAUUGCCUAGUUUCUUUUGAAAUACUUCUUCAAUAUAUUUCGCUUUUAAUUUCAAAAUAAAUAUACUGCUUAUGGUAAAUA
Messenger RNA from Schistosoma haematobium, 4690 nucleotides. RefSeq names its product Ankyrin repeat (gene SYNJ2BP). Gene Ontology annotation, cellular component: postsynaptic membrane; dendritic spine; postsynaptic density. Gene Ontology annotation, molecular function: ionotropic glutamate receptor binding; synaptic receptor adaptor activity. The record is from RefSeq and is a predicted model, not a curated record. The transcript is spliced from 14 exons. NCBI's taxonomy places the organism in Eukaryota, Metazoa, Platyhelminthes, Trematoda, Strigeidida, Schistosomatidae. Bases 14 to 3637 code for a protein of 1207 amino acids.